AAAUAAGCAAGGGGAGACUCACGCAAUCGUUCCUCUUCCUUCGUGUAAGGAAUGCCCUUUAAACGGCGAGUUUCGAGGUUUGCCAUCUCCCUCCCCCUUUCUCUCUCCUGACUAUAAAUAGGAGACUGGUCUAAGUCCCCAAAUUUUCGCCCCCUUCCAGAAAAUAUGAACUCGUUCAGGAGCUAGGGCAAAGUGGUUGAGAAUCUAUGCUGUUUAGCUUAUUGGGCGGUUUGGGUGUCGAUUAUUGGCUCUUACUGGAGUCUGAAGCGAAAUGGAAGCUUGUUUUGGCAUGGUGUUUCAAAUUUAGCUUCCUGCAACGUUUCGGUUUUGUGCAGGAGAAUUAUGUUAUCCUCCUACUAACCGUUGAAUAUCUGUGAGGCUUGGUAAAAAGCUAUGCGUUUGUCUUCAAUCCGGAAUAUUAAGUGUCAAAAUGCCUGGCUUACCAUUGGUAGUUCGUGAAACAACGAAUCUUGGGUGCAGUUGCAGUCAUCCUAGGACUGUAGAACAAAUGUGCCGUCAAGAUUCUAGGGUUCAUUUAUCCACAGAAGAGGCUGCAGCAGCUGAAGAAAGUCUUUCUGUUUACUGUAAACCUGUCGAGCUCUAUAAUAUUCUCCAACGUCGGGCUCUACGGCACCCAUCAUUUCUUCAACGCUGUUUGCAUUACAAGAUACAGGCAAAACACAAAAAAAGAAUACAAUUAACUAUUUCACUUCCGGCAUUUGUCCCUGAUGGAGUGGAACUGCAAAGCUUCUUUCCCCUCUUUGUACUCCUAGCUGCACCUGUUUCUGAUAUUACUGUGUCAGAGAAAUCUGUGAACUAUCGGAUCAUUCGGGCAUGUCCAAUUACUGCAUGCAGUGAAUUUGGAAGAAGAGAUCAGACAGAAGCUAGUUUUAUUCUUCCAGAGAUUAGGAAGCUAUCCAUUGAUGCUAAAUCUGGCAAUGUCGCAAUCUUAUUUGUUACUUUUGGGGAAUUGAGAAACCAAUCUGCAGAUGGCAGCAUUUCUUCUUUUGCAUUUCUUUCAUCUAAAUUUGGCAGCCUUUGUCACUGGGGAAAAUUACCUUUGGAUUUUCUCAGUUCUUCAUGGGAAGAAUCUGCAAGCUUACAUAUGGGGCACAGGACUGAAGUGCUGCAAAUGGUUGACUUGCAUCCCAGCAUUCUUGAGCACGGGAAUUCAGGUGUUGAGAAUUGUAUAAAAUUUCAGACUCGUGCCUCAUUGUCUAUGAAGAGUGCAAUGAAGCAAAUGCAAGUCAAUAUUUAUGCACAAGAACUUGGUGCAAGAGAGAGGUCUCCUUAUGAUUCCUACUCAUACCAUGAUGUUCCUGCUUCUUCCUUAUCUCACAUUGUUCGAUUAAGGACAGGAAAUGUCAUCUUCAACUACAGAUAUUACAACAACACAUUGCAGAAAACUGAAGUUACUGAGGACUUCUCCUGUCCAUUUUGCUUGGUGCAAUGUGCAAGCUUCAAGGGCCUGCGGCAUCACUUGACCUCAUGCCAUGAUCUAUUUAAUUUUGAAUUUUGGGUAACAGAAGAGUACCAGGCUGUUAAUGUUUCUGUCAAAACUGAUACAUGGCGAUCUGAGGUUGUCGCAGAUGGUAUUGAUCCACGUCUCCAGACAUUUUUCUAUUGCUCGAAAUCAGGUAGACGAAGGAGAAGCAAGGCCUUUGGCCAGAACGGCAGGUUUGUUCAACCACAGGUUUUGAAACUAGAGUCACCUGAUGAUGGCAGGGCAGAUACUUCUGAGGAUUGUGUGGAUAAGAAUGCAUGUACAAGUUCAUCUCCUAUGGCCAUUUCAACAUCUCCUAUCUUCUCUGCUCCUUCAAGGUUGUCAUCACGUGAAAGGUCCAAAAAUGAUGGUGAUUUUGGCAAGGUAGAUGAGGGGAAGAUGGUAGAAACAUCAUCAGAUGAAAAUCAUUUGGUUUUGAAAAGACAUAAAGCUGAGAACUCAGUGCUCAUUGAUGAUCGAUGCACUGCAGAGUGCAUACAACCUGCUGCAUCAAGCCCUAAUGCAGCUGGUGUUUGUGCUAUCACUGCACAGGAUUCUGGAAGUGCUGAAUGUGCUAUGCCUGGAUCUGGAAGCAAUCUUGCUCCACCAGCAAUGCUUCCAUUUGCAAAAACGCGAAAGUUAUCUGCUGAGAGAGCAGAUCCAAGAAACCGUGCACUUCUCCAAAAGCGGCAGUUUUUUCACUCUCAUCGAGCUCAGCCAAUGGCAUUGGAGCAAGUGUUGUCAGACCGUGACAGUGAAGACGAGGUUGAUGAUGACAUUGCUGAUUUUGAAGAUCGAAGGAUGCUUGAUGAUUUUGUGGAUGUGACCAAGGAUGAGAAGCAGAUUAUGCAUCUCUGGAAUUCCUUUGUGAGAAAACAAAGGGUUCUGGCAGAUGGUCAUAUUCCUUGGGCCUGCGAAGCUUUUUCAAAGCUGCAUGGUCGUGACCUUGUUCGUAUACCAGCACUGAUGUGGUGUUGGAGGUUAUUCAUGAUCAAGCUGUGGAACCACAGCCUCCUUGACGCCCGUACAAUGAACAAUUGUAAUUUAAUUCUUGAGAAAUUUCGAGAUGGGAAUUCAGAUGACCAGCAGAGCUAAUCAUUUUUUGUAGUUCUAUCCAUUCUUUGAGCAGCAUCACAAGAGGAUUAUGGGAUAGUUCAGGGUGGGCAGCUUAUAUUUCACAAUUGCUUUACUGUAUACAGACAACAAUCCAGGUGGCGGCCUCUUAAAUUAUUCUUUUAUUGACAUCAAAGGUACAGUUCGUGGGGCCUUGGUAGCUGGUUUCCCCUUUUGGUCACAUAUAUAGCAUUUCCACAAAAUGCUAUUUUACAACAAUUUGUAUAUGCUUCUAAACAGUACUUUUAUAUGGAAAAUGGUGCCAGGGCGUUUUACCCCUGGCCGCAGUAAUUACUUUUCUUUAA
Molecule: messenger RNA, 2901 nt
Organism: Nymphaea colorata (pocket water lily)
Lineage: Eukaryota; Viridiplantae; Streptophyta; Magnoliopsida; Nymphaeales; Nymphaeaceae
Product: polycomb group protein EMBRYONIC FLOWER 2
Exons: 23
Coding region: 431-2578 (715 amino acids)
Cellular component (GO): nucleus
Molecular function (GO): chromatin DNA binding
Source: RefSeq, a predicted model, not a curated record